AUGGCGAAGACUCUCGUCUCAUCCACACCGUUCGUCGGCACAUCUCUACCGUCCAUCUCCCGCCGUGGGGCCUACACCCUCCCCUACCGUAGUGGCAAUGGACUCGUCUCCACCAGAAUCAGCUUCAGCCUCCACGACGUCGUUCCUCCGAUCAAUCCCUUCGACUCCGGCUCCGACGUCGCCUCACUUUUGAGCCGAGCUGAGGGCCUCCUCUACACGCUAGCCGAUGCUGCCGUGGCCGUCGACCCUGCCGCCUCGGGCUCCGCAGACGCCGCGGCUCAGAAGAAUGGCGGCUGGUUCGGCUUCAUCUCCGAAGCCAUGGAGUUCGUACUCAAGAUUUUGAAAGAUGGACUUGCGACUGUCCACGUGCCAUAUGCGUACGGCUUCGCAAUUAUUUUGCUUACAGUUCUCGUUAAACUUGCCACAUUGCCUCUCACAAAGCAGCGGGUGGAAUCGACGUUGGCUAUGCAAAACCUUCAACCAAAACUUAAAGCUAUACAAGAAAGAUAUAAGGGCAAUCAGGAAAGAAUACAACUUGAGACAUCACGGCUGUAUCGGCAGGCUGGGGUUAACCCAUUGGCAGGUUGUUUACCAACUUUGGCCACGAUACCAGUCUGGAUAGGUCUAUACCAAGCUCUUUCAAAUGUGGCAAAUGAGGGGUUGUUGACAGAAGGUUUCUUUUGGAUUCCCUCUUUGGGUGGGCCAACAACAAUUGCUGCUCGACAAAGUGGAUCUGGAAUUUCUUGGCUGUUUCCAUUUGUGGAUGGCCAGCCACCAUUGGGCUGGCACGACACUGCAGCAUAUCUUGUUUUACCUGUCCUCCUUGUUGCUUCUCAGUAUGUUUCAAUGGAGAUCAUGAAGCCUCCACAGACUGAUGAUCCAGCUCAAAAGAACACACUUCUUGUAUUCAAGUUUCUUCCCCUCAUGAUUGGUUACUUCUCCUUGUCCGUUCCUUCAGGAUUAUCAAUUUACUGGUUCACAAACAAUGUUCUCAGCACAGCACAACAAGUAUGGCUACGCAGAUUAGGAGGUGCAAAGCCCGUUGUGAGUGAGAAUGCAAGUGGAAUCAUUACAGCAGGACGUGCAAAGCGAUCAGAUUCUCAGCCAGUAGAAGCUGGCAGUAGAUUCAGGAAGUUGAGAGAAGAAGAGAAAAAGAACAAGCUGAGCAAGGCAUUAUCAAAUGAAGAGGUUCAGACACUGGCUUCUACAUCUGAUUCUGAAGCUGGUUCAGAUGAAGAAACCAAGGACAAGGGUGAGGAGAUUCUAGAGGCGUAUGCUUCUACUGUUGGCAAAGAGCUUCCAGAUGAUCCUCGGCCAAGGAGAAGCAAGCGAUCUAAACGGAAGCGUGCUGUAUAA
This is a messenger RNA of Prunus armeniaca (apricot), 1356 nucleotides long. Lineage: Eukaryota; Viridiplantae; Streptophyta; Magnoliopsida; Rosales; Rosaceae. The record is from the annotation of a GenBank genome assembly.